Molecule: messenger RNA, 1488 nt
Organism: Conger conger (European conger)
Lineage: Eukaryota; Metazoa; Chordata; Actinopteri; Anguilliformes; Congridae
Product: CD276 antigen-like
Exons: 5
Coding region: 241-1401 (386 amino acids)
Source: RefSeq, a predicted model, not a curated record
GGAUCUGCGGAUGACUGUGACCUUCUCAUCGAAGAAAUCAGCAAAGUCAUCAGCAGCGAAGGAGGACUGAGGAGGAGGAGGCGGUGCGUUGAGGAGAGAGGAGAAAAUGGAGAAAAGUUUCCGGGGGUUAGAAGCAGAGUUCUGAAUUUGCGUUUGAUAGUAUUUUGCUUUGGCGGCAGUGACAUCGGAAGAGAAUGCCGCCAGGAGAGACUGGUGGCUGCCAGGUGCGUUUGGAAGAAUAUGAUGCGUAUAAUGAGAAGUCUUAUAUUUGCCCUGCACCUGUUAAUUCUUAUUCCUGCUGCUGAGAUCUCCAUGCCAGUGGUGGCAGCCCCGGGAAGUGACAUCACCCUCAGCUGUUCUUUUCCACUCAGUGAAACUGACCAACUCUUCAAUCUAUUAGUGGUCUGGGAUCAUGGUGCUGAGGUGGUGCACCGUUACUACAAAGCAACAGACCAUCUGGAGGAGCAGAGUCCAGCAUACAGGGGGCGCACUCAGCUGUCCCCAGACCAGCUGGCUGUGGGCGAUGCCUCACUCAGGCUAACGGGGGUGCGAGCGAGUGACCAUGGCAAGUACACGUGCGAUGUGACCAAUGAGCAGGGCAGGAAGAUUUGGAAGCAAAUUUUUCUAGUAGUAGCAGCUGCAUAUGAUGAACCUGAGCUUGCCAUCCAGACCACCUGCGACAGCGUCAUCAUCACCUUCCUCUCCACCCUGGGCUUCCCUGAGCCCACUGUGCUGUGGAGAACCGAGACAGGAAGUGACAUCACCAAUCGUAGCAACACCACUAUGGUCCUGAAAGGAGGGGGAGAACAUUAUGAGGUGGUGAGCGAGAUGGUGCUGAAGCAGAGUGACCCACUCAAUUGGACUGUCACAUUUGAGAUGAGGCUGGAGCUCCUCAACCAGAGCUUCUCCCGCUCCGUCAGCCUCCACCCCCUCCCAGAUUGCCGUGGAAUGCCACUGGAACCCAGGAACAGACUGUCUCUGCUUGUACUGCUAUUAGUGGUACUGGCUUGCUUAGUCAUUACUGUCUUCUGGUACAAAAAAUGCCUGUCGCAUGGACCUGGGAAAGUUGAUGUUCCCAUUGGAACAGAACCGGUUGCAGAGGAAGAAGAGGAAGAAGAGGAAGAAGGCCCAGUCUCAGUCUCAGUCUCAGUCUCAGGCCCAGUCUCAGGCCCAGUCUCAGGAUCCGGCCCAGUCUCAGGAUCCGGCCCAGUCUCAGGCCCAGUCUCAGGCCCAGUCUCAGGAUCCGGCCCAGUCUCAGUCUCAGGCCCAAUCUCAGUCUCAGGCCCAAUCUCAGUGUCAGGCCCAGUCUCAGGAUCCGGCUCCGGCUCCCUCCAGGUUCAGAUUGAAGGACCUCCAUGUUCACCUGAAGUCUCACGGUCACCUGAGACCCUGUACUCGUGAAGCCCAUCUGCUCAUUAUCUGAGGCCUCUCGGUCGCUUGAAGGCCUGUUCCCCCCGAAAGGCCCUGUGCUGUCCUGAAGCCCCUGAA